AUGGCAACCCGUUCCCAGACAUCCUCUCAAGCCCAGUCCCCUUUUGAUCCAAGAGACCUGGGACCCCAACUUCCAGCAACCACUGCCGUCAAACUUGGGGAAGUGUUGUACACCACUAUAAGGCAACUUCACCCCCACGCCGUCUCAAUCAUUCCAUCCACACGCUCUGGCGUCCCCCAUCCCUAUUCCCGUCCUACCAGCCGCUCCAGCCGCCGCUCUGUUCCAUCCCAUUCCCAACCACCCACUUGCAGCCCAUCUCCCACUCCGCAAGACCUGCCAGGAAUGGAACUGGAGCCGACCCUUAGCGCUCUCCUCGAGGCUAUCACAGCCCUCACCACUCAAGUUGGGUCCCUCCAGGACCAAGUCAAGUCUCAAGGCAAGCAAAUCUCCCAGCUUACCGCCAUAUGCAAGGAGACCAACAACCUCGUUGGAGACAAGGAUCAGGGCGGAGCCCAAAACAAGCCUGGCCCAUCGACUGGGCCUGUUACCCCCCCUACCCACUCAGGAGGGGAAACCCACACUCCAGGCACGGUUAGGCCUGGACUCAAGGCCCCGUUCCGGCCCUCUAGAGGCACGGGCUUCAACUCUGAGGAUGAAGAAGAACCAAGGGCCCCCAAAAAGGAGCCUCAAGGAACGCCUAAACGGCACCUUGGGUCCCUUACCCCCUUUGACGCCGGGUCCAGCAUAAAAAGGCCCAAGAUGGACCUCCCAGACCCCUAUAAGGGAGAUACAAGGGGACGUAAGGCCACCCAAUGGCUUGACCGCAUGAUGCUCUGGGUUGCCCUCCACAGGGACCAAUUCGAUGAGGAGGAACAGAUGGUUGUAUGGAUCCUCUAUCAUAUGACCAAUAAAGCCGCCGAUUGGGCCCUCCCCAUCAUCGGAAACAUCAUCAAGGGCAAGGGAAACCCCCCCACCACCAUCCAGGCCCUUACGGGCAAAUUCAAAGAAGCCUUCGCUGAUCCAGACGCGAAGAGGGCGGCCGCCAGGAAAAUUGCCGCGUUGACUCAGACCACCACCACAUCUGAGUACGUCACAGAAUUCCGCAACCUCAUGGCGGAGCUUGACUGGAACACUGAGGCCUACAUUGCCCAGUUCACGCAAGGCCUUCACUGGAAGGUCAAGGAACUCCUAUCCACCAAGGAUCACGUCCCUGAUGAUGACCUCGAGGCCAUAUUUGCCGCCUUGGUCAAAAUUGACAACAUUCGUUGGGAGAACAAGGAGAACCAACCCAAGAAGCUUCCUGCCAAGUCCCCGGUCACCGCGACCACCUCCACUUCCACCACCACCACUAGGGUCCGCUUAUCCGAGGACCCCAACUACGUCACACCAGAGGAACAAGACCGCCGCCGCGCAGCAGGGCUAUGCGUUAAAUGCGGGCAAAAAGGGCAUGGAAUCAAACAGUGCCCCAACGGCUGGAAAGCCACGAUCAAGGAGGUUGUCAAGGUGGCAGAAGAAGAGGAUAGAUUCAAAUUUGUAAAUCUAGGACUGGAUUCUAAUAAAAAACCACUGCUCUUCAUCGAUCUAUAUGUCCAGAACUUCCCAGCAGAACCUUUGAAAACCCUGAUAGACUCAGGAGCCACGUCGAACUUCAUUUCCCCCUUGAUUGUGGAAAAAUACAAAAUCCCAAAAACCCAACUCAAAAAUCCACGAGUUGUGAGAAUGUUAGAUGGUACUAUUUCCCAGACUGGUCGCAUUUGGCACCAGGUUCAAAUCGCGGUCUUGGCCAAUGGCCAUCCCCACACUAUCCCUUUUCUUGUCUGUCCUAUCAGCAAUACCUUGGCAAUCCUUGGCAUGACUUGGCUCAUAACUGAAUCCCCUCUCAUUGAUUGGCAUCAAGGACUUAUCACAUUCCCCAAACAGGUUCAAAUUGCCUCUGAGGAAGAAGCAGACCCAGACCCUUUGGCGGAACUCCCCCCUCAGUACCACGAGUUUGCUAGAGUGUUUGGCAAAGAGGAGUUCAAAGUCCUCCCUCCACAUAGGGAGUACAAUAUAUCAAUUGACCUCACUCCAGAUGCCAAACUUACACCAGGUCCAAUCUACGGCAUGACCGAUGCGGAGUCUAAAGCACUGAAGCAACAUAUUGAUGAAGAACUAGCCAUGGGCAAAAUUCGCCCCAGUACUUCAUCAGCAGGCGCCCCGGUGAUGUUUGUAAAGAAGGCAGAUGGUUCCCUACGACUGGUCGUGGACUACCAAAAGUUAAAUGAUGUCACCCAGAAAAAUGUCUACCCGCUCCCUAGACAGGAUGAUCUGAUGGCCAAGCUCAGGAACGCAAAACUGUUUACCAAACUAGAUCUUCGUUGGGGUUAUAAUAACGUCAGGAUUAAGGAAGGAGAUGAGUGGAAGACGGCCUUCAGGACCAAGUAUGGACUAUUCAAGUACCUGGUCAUGCCCUUUGGUCUCACCAACGCCCCGGCUGCCUUCCAACAUUUCAUGAAUGACUUGUUCAGAGACCUCAUUGACGUCACAGUGGUGAUUUACUUGGAUGACAUCCUCAUCUUUUCCGAAGACCCCAAGAAGCAUCCAGAACACGUUAGGGAAGUCCUAUUGAGACUAAUGAAAAACCAGUUGUUCUGCAAGCUCUCUAAGUGUCACUUCCACGUCACCACAGUCAAUUACCUUGGCAUUGUCAUAUCCCCUGCAGGCUUCUCCAUGGACCAGAAGAAAAUCGAGGCUGUUACAUCAUGGCCCCAACCUAAAACAGUCAAGCAGGUCCAGGCCUUCCUAGGAUUUGUGAACUACCUUUGCCAAUUCAUCCCCAACUUUAGUUCCGUGGCUCGCCCCCUCCACAAUCUCACAAAAAAGGAAAUCCCAUGGUCUUGGGAGACCCAAGAGGAAGAAGCCUUUCAGGAAUUAAAGUCCCUAGUCACCCGUUCCCCGGUCCUAAUCCACUCAAACCCAGAUCUCCCCUAUUACCUAGAAACGGACGCAUCAGGCGUAGCCAUGGGUGCCAUCCUGAGCCAACAAGGGGAAGAUAACUGCCUUCAUCCAAUUGCUUACAUGUCCAAGUCAUUCUCAGGAGCAGAAGCCAAUUAUGACACCCACAAUAAGGAACUCCUGGCGAUAAUUAAGGCAUUGGAAGAAUGGAGAAUAUUCCUGGAAGCCACAGACAAGCCAAUCCAGGUCUUCACAGACCACAGGAACCUGGAAUACUGGAUGCAGGCCAGGACUUUCAACCAAAGACACGCCAGAUGGCGCAUAUUCCUGAGCGAUUUCAAUUUCGAGAUCCAUUACCAACCAGGAAAGCAAUCGGGGAAACCAGACGCCCUAUCCAGGAGAGCAGACUAUGUAGAAACCACCCAGGAACCAGAAGUUAUGCUACCGGCUGAGGUCUUUGCCAACACAUCAGAAGAGGAGCUAGAAAUAGUCACGGAAAUCCGCUCCAAACUUAGAGAGGAUCCUUCCCUGGAACCCAUUAUCCAAUUCCUCACUGAAGACGCGGACAAUGCUCCCCCCUCAAUUUGUAAGGCCUAUAGAGAUUAUGAUUGGGAAGAAGACCUCCUCUGGUACCAAGGAAAACUAGUUGUCCCAGACGCAGAAACCCUGAAGGAGCGCCUUCUGAAGGAAUACCAUGACUCACCGCUAGCGGGACACCCAGGGCAACAACAAACCUUAGAAUUGCUCAGCAGGAACUACUGGUGGCCAGGAAUGAAGUCGUCUGCAAAAGAAUGGGUAGAAUGUUGCCCGGUAUGCCAAGCCAACCAAAGGGCCCACGCACCAGUCAUUGCUCUUAAACCCUUGGAAGUUCCCCCGUUCCCAUUCCACACCAUCUUGUACGACUUCAUCACUGGUUUUCCCAAGUCACAGGGCCACGACGCUAUCUUAGUGGUAAUUGAUUCAUUUUCCAAGUUUGGGCACUUCAUCCCCACUUCCAAGAAAGUUACCGCCAAAGGCCUUGCAGACCUGUUCAUCACCCAUGUGUGGAAACUUCACGGAUUACCGGUCAAAACAGUCUCAGACCGAGGGACAACGUUCACAGGAAAAUUCCUAAGGGCACUGUAUCAACGCCUAGGAGUCAAACCCGCCUUCUUGUCAGCGUAUCACCCAGAAUUGGAUGGACAAACGGAAAGAGUGAACCAGUUCAUUGAGUUCUAUCUCAGGUCCUAUGUUGCUGCAGAUCACUCAGAUUGGGCCACAUGGCUGCCAUUAGCGGAAUACGCUUACAACAACGCUAAGCAUACCGCUACAGGAAAAACCCCCUUUGAGCUGGUUUACGGAAGGAACCCAGUCAUGAAUCCAUCUAACGUUCCUGCCAACGUCCCAGAAGCCAACCAAGUAGCCGACACCCUAGCACGAGAAUGGCAAGAAGCGGAGUCAUCACUCAGAAUGACCAAGGAACGCAUGGCAGGCACAAAAGGAGUGGUACCAGAAUACUCUGUGGGCAAAAAAGUCUGGCUGGACGGAAAAAACGUGGAACUUAGAACAAACUCCAACAAGCUAGAUCCCAAACGGCUAGGACCGUUCGAAGUCACUGAAAAAAUCUCCAGUCACGCGUACCGCCUCAAGCUACCGGAAACUCUGAAAAUUCAUGACGUAUUCUACGUAGGACUACUAUCUAAAACACACAAGUCCCCAAGUCAGCCAUUUCCGGACCGGCCCCCUCCUGAAACAAUAGAAGGGGAAGAGGAGUACGAGGUUGAGCAAAUUAUUGACUCUAAGCAACAACAAGGAAAAUGGUUUUAUCUAAUAAAAUGGAAAGGGUAUGGCCCGGAGGACAAUUCCUGGGAACCAGAAGAACUAUUGGAACAUAGCCAGGAAGAGAUCAAGCGAUUCAACCAAGCUAGACUUAGAAAGGCUCGUGACGCCGCCAAGAGCCUUUAA
Rhizoctonia solani is the source of this 4818-nucleotide messenger RNA. RefSeq names its product Retrotransposable element Tf2 protein. The transcript is spliced from 3 exons. The record is from RefSeq and is a predicted model, not a curated record. The coding region runs from base 1 to 4818 and encodes 1605 amino acids. Gene Ontology annotation, biological process: DNA integration. NCBI's taxonomy places the organism in Eukaryota, Fungi, Basidiomycota, Agaricomycetes, Cantharellales, Ceratobasidiaceae. Gene Ontology annotation, molecular function: zinc ion binding; nucleic acid binding.